CAAUCUUCUCCUCCUCCUCUCCUCCUUCAACACGACUACACAAUAUUGUAUAUACAUCCAAUAAUGACUACACCAAACGCCAACCAUGAAGACAGCUUCCCCUGGCACCUCGGCGUCCACGACGCCCACUGCCACCCCACCGACACAAUGGCCUCCAUCGCCUCCAUCCCAGACAUGAAAGCCGCCUCUCUAACAGUCAUGUCCACACGCGGUCAAGACCAAGACCUCGUCCUGCAAAUAGCCCAAUCCAUAUCUCCACAUAAUCCAAACACAGACACAAACACGCCAGAAAAACCACCCAAAGUCCUCCCCUGUUUCGGCUGGCAUCCAUGGUUCGCGCACCAAAUCUACAACGACACCAAUACCAACACCACCAACGACAACGACACCAAAACAACCCACUACACCCAAGUCCUCCACCCCCCACCAACCUCGACCUUCAUCUCCAGCCUCCCCACCCCAACCCCCCUCUCACAACUCCUCUCCGAAACCCGCACCCGUCUAACCUCCCACCCCACCUCCCUAGUCGGCGAAAUCGGCCUCGACCGCUCCUUCCGCCUCCCCAGCCCCUGGACAGACGAGGAAGAAGCCGCGCGCGAUCCGAACACAACGCCAGGCUCGCGCGAAGGGCGCACUCUCUCCCCACACAGGGUCCAAAUGGAGCACCAGAAGGUCGUGCUGGAGGCGCAGCUGCGGUUAGCGGGUGAGCUGGGCCGGCCUGUCUCCGUGCACAGCGUGCAGGCGCACGGGCUGGUCGUUACCUUGUUGCGCGGGUUGUGGGCGGGGUACGAGCGGAAGAAACCGUCGAGGAGGGAGAGACGGCGGCGGUAUAGUGCUGCUGAGGCGCAUGCUGAUAGCGACAGCGAUGCCGAGGAAGGGCAAGAAGGCCAACACGCACAACCAGGCGGAACCCAACCACUCCCCUUCCCGCCCCGCAUCUGCAUGCACUCCUACUCCGGCCCCACAGAACCCCUCAAACAAUUCCUCGACCCGACCAACCCAUCAGACGUAUAUUUCUCCUUCUCAGCAGUCAUCAACUUCAGCGGACCUUCCUCGGCCAAAGUCAUGGCAGUGAUCAAAGCCCUCCCCGACGAUCGAAUCCUCGUCGAGAGUGAUCUGCACACGGCGGGGCCGGCGAUGGACGAGCUGUUGGAGAAGGUCACGAGGCAGGUUUGCGAGUUGCGGGAGUGGCCGUUGGAAGAAGGGGUUCGGCGGUUGGCUGGGAAUUGGCGGCGGUUUGUAUAUGGGUAGGUUGUUGAGCAGAGUGUGCGCGAGGUGUGGAAAGGGAAUGGGACCGAUGUAACUGUUGUACUCUAUAGAUAGAUAUGUUGUACAUUGGGUCCUGUGUAUGGGUAGGUAUGUUGUACGGAUACAAUGGAAGUCUUAUGUAUGGAUACUAUAGAUAGACUGGCUAGUCAGGUCGUACGACCAACGGCGUCCCUGCAGAAUCCACACCCUGACACAAACAACCGCUCCACGCUUCUACCGUGACGGAUGGAUCAGACUGAGACAAGCA
Molecule: messenger RNA, 1516 nt
Organism: Aspergillus candidus
Lineage: Eukaryota; Fungi; Ascomycota; Eurotiomycetes; Eurotiales; Aspergillaceae
Product: TatD family hydrolase
Exons: 1
Coding region: 64-1251 (395 amino acids)
Molecular function (GO): hydrolase activity, acting on ester bonds
Source: RefSeq, a predicted model, not a curated record